Messenger RNA from Drepanopeziza brunnea f. sp. 'multigermtubi' MB_m1, 627 nucleotides. RefSeq lists its product as uncharacterized. Lineage: Eukaryota; Fungi; Ascomycota; Leotiomycetes; Helotiales; Drepanopezizaceae. Gene Ontology annotation, molecular function: ferrous iron binding; cysteine dioxygenase activity. Gene Ontology annotation, biological process: L-cysteine catabolic process. The record is from RefSeq and is a predicted model, not a curated record.
AUGGUACCCUCGGCUAUCCAAGACCCCCAGGAGUCUUCCAAUCCAUUCAAGAAGCUCGUCUCCGACCUCUCUGGGAUCCUCGGCCCAUCAUCCGGCAUCGACUCUUCAGACGUGAACGUGGACGAGCUUUGUAGUCUCAUGAAGAACUACACCUCCAGGGAGACGGACUGGAAGAAAUAUGCUUUUGCGGACACAAGUCGAGGGUACACGAGAAACCUGGUCGAUGAAGGGAAUGGGAAGAGUAACCUUUUGAUACUCGUGUGGACACCAGGCAAAGGCAGUCCAAUCCACGACCACGCAGAUGCCCACUGCGUGAUGAAAGUCCUCAAGGGGUCCCUCAAAGAGACACGUUUCCAUGCCUGCGAUGCCAACAACGAUGCCCCGCCCCGAGCCAUCCAGGAGACCGUCCUGGGCCAGGGAGAAGUCACCUACAUGGCUGACGACCUGGGCCUACACAAGAUCUCCAACCCAAGUGCAGACGAGGAGGCCGUCAGUCUCCAUCUCUACACACCACCCAACGCCGCCAAAGAAGGCUGCAACAUCUUCGACGAGCGCACGGGCAAGAGCUCACACGUCACGCAGUGCAACUUCUUCUCCAGUUUUGGAAAGCGGAACUCGGGUGCCUAA